CGCCGGCCCGGUUAGUCCGCCGCCCGCAAUGAGAUUAUACGCACUGAUAUUGGUCCUGGCCGCGAGCCGCGCUGGCGCCCUCCCGCUCGACUCGGCGCCCGCGCACGGUGCCCAACCUGCGCAGGUGGCACCACUCGAAGACGCCGAUGCUGAGAAAUUACGCAACGUACCCGAUGUCAUCCCCGUCGCGAUCGUAGAAGACACAGUUGUACCCGCUAAGAUAGACGAAAACUCUAACGAUUACAUCCCCAGUGACGACAAACCCAGUCCGAUCAUUAAGCGCUUGGAGAUUGAUCUAAGCAACCCCGGACCACCGCAACGGCAGCAACACGAGACGCAAAAUCCCGAAUCGUACAUUGAAAGAAACUGGUUCGUCGCCGACAUUAAACAAAAGCUCUUAGACACUGAAAAUGUUUUCAAGAAGAGCGUUUCGAAUGUCAACGAAGGUUUUCAGAACUGGGUAUCGAACAGCGCACAUCUUAAGACGGUCCAAAGUGACAUCAAAGAUAUGCAAAGUAAAUUCAUAGCUCAGCUCGAUAAGCUGCAGCAAUCGGUUCAAAGCUACCUCAACCCACAGAGCGCCAAGGCGGUCAUCGUGGACCCCGAGGCCGCCGCCAAUCUGAAGGAAGUCGAAAGUCGCCUAAUAGUCUUAAAAAAUAACUUUGAGGUUGGCGUGCAAACUCUCUCCGAAGGUGUUAAAGUUUUGGAAGCGAAGGCCGAUGGCGACGCCAGCGCCGCCGCGAACCCCACCGGAACUGGCGCAACAAGCCCCAACCCUCCCGCCGAGCAAUCAUCUAAUAACCCCCUCGGUCAGGUAUUCCAAUUUUUCUCAAACACAAUGGGACAAGCGAUUACUCAAAUGCAGAAUACAUUCAAUUCUCUCACCAAUCCCUCAAACCAAAACGGCGGGAGCGACACCGGCAGUCAGCCAUCGUGGAACCCACUUCCGGGAUUAUUUAACCAGCAAAGCUCAACAGCCGCCCCGGCCGGCACGCAGGCUGACGAGGCUACCACUCGCCCGCCCUCCGCCUGGGACAACUUCCAACAGCAGCUGAGUCAAUUUUUUGGAAGUGAAUCGAACCCGUUCAAUCAAGCUAAUCAAUUCAUUCAAAACAUAAUAAACCAGGUGAGACCUUCGUCUGCAACGCCUACCGACACCAAUACAAAGCCUGAGAACGAUCCAGUGCAGCAGAACAAUGCGCCCGUGCCAUCCAAACCCAUCUCACCUCCACCGGCGCAGGUGCAACCUGCAGCCGCGGCCCAGCCACAACCCGAGCCUGUCCAGCCACAAGCCCCGGAACCCGCUAAAGAAAGCCAGGCGACAUCCCAACCUGGCCCUAUAAGACAAAUUAUACAGAACAAUCCUAUUGUGAAGGGAGUCGUACAGAGAAUACAGAGCUUCUCCAACCCGGAGAAACCUAGAGACAAGCCCGAGAUAGAAUCUGAGCCUGCGAAGCCUGAGAAAGCUUUAGAGCCUGAGAAUAUUGAGGACGCUAUCAAGGAAGAGACAGUCCCGGAAGCCAUCAAGGAGGAGGCAGCCUCAGAGGUCAUUAAAGAGGAGGUAGUUCCGGAGAUUAUUAAGGAGGAGGCAGUUCCCGCUACGAAAGGCCACGGCGGCGGCAUUAACUCUGUUAACUCUGGGGAUAAUAACGACAGCGACGGGAUAGCCGCUAAGAAGAUAGCCCUCGACGAAAAAAUCGAGGAAGUCCCGCACAAAUGUCAGAUGGAGAAGAAACAAGAACUUGCCAGUGACAAGGAGGAAAAAGAAACCGCUCUACUGCCCGAUAAGACUGAAUAGGUCCAUAGUGUGAUAGUAAAAAAAAUAGUAAUUUAUUAUUGACCUUAUUAUUUAAGACUUUAAAAUGUAAAAAAAUAAAGAAAAAAUUCAUA
Messenger RNA from Papilio xuthus (Asian swallowtail), 1890 nucleotides. The record is from RefSeq and is a predicted model, not a curated record. Lineage: Eukaryota; Metazoa; Arthropoda; Insecta; Lepidoptera; Papilionidae.